Messenger RNA from Hansenula anomala, 597 nucleotides. RefSeq names its product nucleotide exchange factor GrpE. The annotation marks the transcript as partial. Gene Ontology annotation, biological process: protein folding; protein import into mitochondrial matrix. Lineage: Eukaryota; Fungi; Ascomycota; Saccharomycetes; Phaffomycetales; Wickerhamomycetaceae. The transcript has a single exon. Gene Ontology annotation, cellular component: PAM complex, Tim23 associated import motor. Gene Ontology annotation, molecular function: protein-folding chaperone binding; protein homodimerization activity; adenyl-nucleotide exchange factor activity. The record is from RefSeq and is a predicted model, not a curated record.
CAAGCAAGAUCUGCUGCUGUUCCUUUUGUUAGAUUCUACAGUGAAGAAGCUAAAAAAUCAGAAGGUGAAGAAGCUGCCAAAGAUGAAAAUGCUGCUCCACAAGAAAAAGAUGAAGUUACCACUUUGAAAGAAGAAAUCGAAAAGAACAAAAAAGAUUUAGCAGUCUUCAAAGAUAAAUAUUUAAGAGCUGUUGCAGAUUUCCAAAAUUUACAAGAAUCAACUAAACGUGAAAUUACAAAAUCAAAAGAAUUGGCUUUGAAAUCAUUUGCCAAAGAUUUAUUACAAACUGCUGAUACUUUUGACAUUGCUUUAAACACUUUAGAAAAAGAUGCUGCUGAACCAGAAAAACACACCAAAGAAAUGAAAGAUUUAGUUGAAGGUGUUAAGAUCACCCAAAAUAUGUUCAACAACACUUUAAAAAGACAUGGUUUAGAAAGAUUUGAACCAGUUGGUGAACCAUUUGAUCCAAAUGUUCAUGAAGCUGUUUUCGAAGUCCCACAACCAGAUAAAGAAGCUGGUAGUGUCUUCUUCGUUCAACAACCAGGUUACUACUUGAACAAACGUGUCUUGCGUCCAGCUAAAGUUGGUGUUGUCAAA